Suillus fuscotomentosus is the source of this 156-nucleotide messenger RNA. RefSeq lists its product as uncharacterized. Bases 1 to 156 code for a protein of 51 amino acids. The transcript has 3 exons. NCBI's taxonomy places the organism in Eukaryota, Fungi, Basidiomycota, Agaricomycetes, Boletales, Suillaceae. The record is from RefSeq and is a predicted model, not a curated record.
AUGUUGUCCCACCACAUUGACGACAAGUUCACUCAUAAUCUUGAUAAUACUGUCAAAAAGCCUUUAUUAUUAAUAGAUGCCGAUGCCACCCAGCGACAACACCCGCCAAUCAAAGAUGCUCGUCGGAUACCCCAAGGAUUCUCUGAUGAUUCCUGA